GUGGGGCCGCGGAGCCGCACGUUGCUGUCUCUAUGGGCCCGGAUCCCAGCGCAAAGAGAACAGACUGAGAACUGGAACUUGCCCUGAGGUUGGGGGCAAGGUGACCCCUUCAGUACCCUACAACCCUGCUUCGACCCCACAAUGCCCAGUCUCCAAGGAAUUUGCAUUUGACCCAGAAAGGCACGUGACCCACCCCUCCCUCUGACUUCUUACCUGUGAUUCCAUGGCCACACAACCCUGUGGCUCCAUGUCCCCCCCAUUCCAGGAUCCUCCAUGGCCCCAUGACUACUUGAUCCCCAUGACCUCAUGACCUCUGACCUCCAUGUGAUCACACCCUGGACUUUGAACCCAGUGAUUGCUCUUCCCCUCCCUUCCUGUGAUUCUACUGGGCUGCCCUUGGGGUCUUGUUGGUCUGAACUUCCCCAGGAAGAUGUGGGGGAGGCUCUGGCCCCUCCUCUUCAGCUUCUUCACAGUGACAGCAGUGCCUGGACCCUCGCUGCGGAGACCGUCCCGAGAACUAGAUGCCACCCCACGGUUGACCAUCUCCUAUGACGAGCUCUCCCAGAUUCGGCACUUCAAGGGCCAAGCCCAGAACUAUUCAACACUGCUGCUGGAGGAGGCUUCAGAGAGGCUGCUGGUGGGGGCUCGAGGCGCCCUGUUCUCUCUCAGUGCCCGUGACAUAGGAGAUAGGACUCAUAAGGAGAUCCACUGGGAGGCCUCCCCAGAAAUGCAAAGCAAGUGUCAUCAGAAAGGGAAGAACAACCAGACAGAGUGUUUCAACCACGUGCGAUUUCUACAGCGGCUCAAUGCCACCCACUUCUAUGCUUGUGGGACCCACGCCUUCCAGCCCCUCUGUGCAGCUAUUGAUGCUGAGGCCUUCAUCUUGCCUACUAGCUUUGAGGAGGGAAAGGAGAAAUGUCCUUAUGACCCAGCCCGUGGCUUCACAGGCCUUAUCAUUGAUGGAGGGCUCUACACAGCCACACGGUAUGAGUUCCGGAGCAUUCCUGAUAUCCGCCGGAGCCGCCACCCACACUCUCUGAGAACUGAAGAGGCACCCAUGCACUGGCUCAAUGAUGCUGAGUUUGUGUUCUCUGUGCUGGUGCGGGAGAGCAAGACCAGCGCCAUGGGUGACGAUGACAAGAUUUACUAUUUCUUCAUGGAGCGUGAGGAAGGCUCCAGCAGCUUCACUCAGAGUCGCAGCAGCCACCGUGUGGCUAGAGUGGCCCGUGUGUGCAAGGGAGAUCUGGGAGGGAAGAAGAUCCUACAGAAGAAGUGGACAUCCUUCCUGAAGGCUCGUCUCAUCUGCCACAUCCCACAGUACGAGACACUACGUGGGGUCUGCAGCCUGGAUGCGGACACAUCAUCCCACACACAUUUCUAUGCAGUCUUCACACUGACAACGCAGUGGAAGACGCUGGAGGCCUCAGCCAUCUGCCGCUAUGACCUGACUGAAAUUCAGGCUGUCUUCACAGGCCCUUUUAUGGAGUACCAGGAUGGUGCCCGGCGCUGGGGCCGCUAUGAGGGUGGGGUGCCUGAACCCCGGCCUGGCUCGUGCAUCACAGAUUCAUUGCGCAGCCGAGGCUACAACUCAUCCCAAGACUUGCCAUCCCUGGUUCUGGACUUUGUGAAGUUGCACCCACUGAUGGCUCGGCCUGUGGCGCCCACACGUGGGCGGCCCCUGCUGUUGAAGCGCAAUGUACGCUACACACAUCUCACGGGGACACACGUCCGCACACCUGCUGGACCCACCUAUGACCUGCUCUUUCUGGGCACAGCUGAUGGCUGGAUCCACAAGGCCGUCGUCCUGGGUUCUGGGAUGCACAUUAUUGAAGAGAUACAAGUGUUCAGGGAGCCCCAGUCUGUGGACAAUCUAGUUAUCUCACCGAUCCAGCACAGCCUCUACGUGGGGGCUGCAAGUGGAGUCAUCCAGUUUCCUCUGUCUAACUGCUCACGCUAUCGUUCCUGCUAUGACUGCAUCCUGGCACGGGACCCCUACUGUGGCUGGGACUCCAGCACCCACGCCUGCAUGGUGGCCACCACCAUAGCCAACAGGACAGCAUUGGUACAGGACAUUGAGAGAGGAAAUCGAGGCUGCGAGGGUAGCAGGGAUGCAGGACCACCACCACCACUCAAGACGCGAUCUGUGCUCCGGGGUGAUGAUGUCCUCUUGCCCUGUGACCAGUUGUCUAACCUGGCCCGAGCCUUGUGGCUACUCAAUGGGAGCAAGAGCCUGAGUGACGGGCAGGAUGGCUACCGUGUGGGAGUGGAUGGGCUGCUGGUGACAGACACACAACUGGAGCACAGUGGCAACUAUGGCUGCUAUGCCGAGGAGAACGGCCUCCGUAUGCUGCUGGCUUCCUAUAGCCUCACAGUUCGGCCAGCCACCCCUGCCCCAGCUCCACAAGCCCCUGCCACACCUGGGGCACAGCUGGCACAUGACAUGAGGCUGUUCUAUGUGGUAGCCAUUGCGAUACUUGGUGGCCUCUGCCUCAUCUUGGCAUCUUCCCUCCUCUAUGUGGCUUGUCUACGGGGAGGCAGCCGAGGUCGAAGACGAAAAUACUCAUUGGGUCGGGCUGGCCGGGCAGGGGGCUCGGCUGUGCAGCUGCAGACUGUCUCAGGCCAGUGUCCUGGAGAGGAAGAUGAAGGUGAUGAUGGAGAGGGAGCUGGAGGUCUGGCGAGUGGCUGCCUCCAGAUCAUCCCUGGGGAAGGAGCCCCAGCUCCACCACCUCCACCACCCCCACCCCCACCAGCUGAGCUGACCAAUGGGCUGGUGGCACUGCCCAGCCGGCUGCGAAGGAUGAAUGGCAACAGUUAUGUGCUCUUGAGGCAGAGCAACAACGGAGUGCCGGCAGGACCCUGCUCCUUUGCAGAGGAGCUCAGUCGCAUCCUGGAGAAGAGGAAGCACACACAGCUUGUAGAGCAGCUAGAUGAGAGCUCUGUCUGAACCUAGCCUCCCAAACAAAUGCUCUUCCAAGCCAGCCUGUCUGUCCUAGGCUGGGCACUAGGUGCCACUGCCUCCCCAACACAUCCACCCUCCUUCAUGCUUCCAAAUCCAUUUCCUUCCAACUUUUUGAUGUCUCUGUAGGGCUGGCCAGAAUCAUGGUUAGCCAAAGUCCCCUCUUCAGUCUCCAAGACACAUGUGAGCAGCCCAGGCCCACCGGUGCUCCUCAAAGGUAGGUGCUCCCCCAGAACCAAGUACUCUGCAAACCCAGACCUACUUUCUAUCCCUUGACCUAAAGACUUGGGAGGAGAAAAUUGUCUUCUUAUCCCGUUAUCUGCCCAACCUUCCUCUUCUUCUCAGGUAGGGCUCUGCAGGUCCAGAUGGCCUCAAUGUCACCACCCUCUGCACAGGUGUGUGCUGGGUAGUCCUGAAUUCAGACAAGACCUCUCUCUACCAGCCACCUGAGUCCUGCUUCCAUUCCCAUGUGCACAUGGAAGGAUGUUUAUCAGCUGGGCUGCAGUGUCCUCCUCCUCCUCCUCCUGGGGCAU
This is a messenger RNA of Apodemus sylvaticus (European woodmouse), 3489 nucleotides long. RefSeq names its product semaphorin 4G (gene Sema4g). The coding region runs from base 431 to 2944 and encodes 837 amino acids. The transcript has 15 exons. The record is from RefSeq and is a predicted model, not a curated record. Gene Ontology annotation, biological process: axon guidance; neural crest cell migration; negative chemotaxis. NCBI's taxonomy places the organism in Eukaryota, Metazoa, Chordata, Mammalia, Rodentia, Muridae. Gene Ontology annotation, molecular function: semaphorin receptor binding; chemorepellent activity.